This is a messenger RNA of Trichophyton rubrum CBS 118892, 1602 nucleotides long. RefSeq lists its product as uncharacterized. Lineage: Eukaryota; Fungi; Ascomycota; Eurotiomycetes; Onygenales; Arthrodermataceae. Gene Ontology annotation, molecular function: oxidoreductase activity, acting on paired donors, with incorporation or reduction of molecular oxygen; heme binding; monooxygenase activity. The record is from RefSeq and is a predicted model, not a curated record. The coding region runs from base 1 to 1602 and encodes 533 amino acids. The transcript is spliced from 3 exons.
AUGAUUGAAGGAAUUGUGCAAAAUAUAUCUAUCGGUAGUGGAAUUGUGUGGUCGUUCGCUGCUUUAAUCGUUUUCUAUCUUGGAUAUGACUUAUAUACGGACUACAAAGUCUCCAGGCUAGGAGCAUUUGCUCCCCGGAUUAAAACUUAUAUGCCACUGAGCGCCGACUUUAUUUUCAGGGGAUUCAAAGCUGCGAAAAAGCACAAGGAUCUCGGAUUUUUCACGUCCAUUUUUGAAACUACGCCUUCACAAUGCGGCGGUAAUAUUUCGACAGCUGAGCUUAAAGUUCGUCCUUAUGCGCGCAAUAUCUUCACUGCUGAUCCAGAGAACAUCAAGGCUGUUCUGACUAGUCAGUUCAGUGAUUAUGGAAAGGGAUGGCGCUUCCAUAGAGAGUGGAAAGAUUUCCUGGGAGACAGCAUUUUUGCGACUGAUGGCGAGCUCUGGUCACGAUCCAGGCACUUGAUUCGGCCAAUGUUUGCAAAGGAGAGAUUUGUCGACACUGAGAUCUUUGAAAAGCACAUUGAAAAGCUGAUCCCACGACUUGCGAAGAACGAUAGCGGUGGAAGAAUUGUCGAUAUUGGACCAUUGUUUUUUAGAUUUACUCUGGAUGCUGCAACCGAUUAUCUUCUUGGAAAGAGUGUCGACAGCCUUGAUGAUCCUAAGACCGAAUUUGCCGAAUCUUUCCAAUUCGUUCUACAUAAGCAGUCAAUACUCUUCAGAGCUGGGCCCCUUCGGAAAUUCAUUUCAGAACAUGAAUUCAAAGCUAAUAUCCGAAAGAUGAACGAUUUCAUUCAACAGUUCAUUGAUCAAGUGCUAGCCCUGACUCCUGAAGAACUAGACAGCAAGCUGUCAAAGCAAGACACCUUCCUCCACGCACUUGCAAGGUUUACCCGCGACCCAGUUGUGCUCCGUGACCAACUUGUUGCAAUUCUUCUUGCCGGUCGUGAUACCACCGCAGCUACACUCGCCUUUGCCAUGUUUGAGCUCUCUCGUCAUCCUGAAACUGUUAAGAAAGCGCGAGCAGAGAUUUUCGCAACAUGUGGUACCAGCAAGCCAACCUAUACCGAUCUGAAAGCCAUGAAGUAUGUCAAUGCUAUUAUCAACGAGACUAUGCGUCUAUACCCUGUCGUACCGUUUAAUGUCCGCCAUGCUGUUGUCGAUACCACUCUCCCCCGUGGCGGCGGUCCUGAUGGCAAGUCUCCCAUUGGUGUCCCUGCUGAUACCCGAAUUCUGUACUCAACCAUGGCCAUGCAACGACGUCGUGACCUCUAUGAUCCACCACCAUCAUCCGUAUCACCGCCAGAUGAAAAGGCUAAGCCUUGGUAUGAUCCCCUUGAGUUCCACGCAGAACGAUGGACUUCUGGUUGGCAACCCAAACCAUGGCAUUUUAUCCCCUUCAACGGAGGUCCAAGGAUAUGUUUGGGCCAGCAAUUUGCGACCAUUGAAAUGGGAUAUACAAUAACCCGUAUUCUGCAGCACUUUUCUGAGGUGACCGGCAUCGGAUGCCCUCCACCAGGAACUGAUCCUGUUCUCAGAACCGACGUGACUCUCUCCCCAGGCGAAGAAUUCAAUUGUGUCUUCGGCCGCGAAGGAUCUGUCUAA